Messenger RNA from Trichoderma asperellum CBS 433.97, 1422 nucleotides. RefSeq lists its product as uncharacterized. Gene Ontology annotation, biological process: vesicle fusion; intracellular protein transport; endoplasmic reticulum to Golgi vesicle-mediated transport. Gene Ontology annotation, molecular function: SNAP receptor activity; SNARE binding. The record is from RefSeq and is a predicted model, not a curated record. NCBI's taxonomy places the organism in Eukaryota, Fungi, Ascomycota, Sordariomycetes, Hypocreales, Hypocreaceae. Gene Ontology annotation, cellular component: Golgi membrane; endomembrane system; SNARE complex.
AUCAUACUCUAUUCUCGACACUCUACAACGAAUAAUCGACGAGAGGUUGCUCCAGCAGCUUACCCCGGCUAGCCGCUUUGAUAUUUGGGCGACGAGGCUACCCGACGAAAGGGAAAAAAGACAGGACCUCGACUCUCCUCUGUCGCCACCACACACCAGACGCGCGGGUCGCAGUCCGGGAUACAGAUUCUGUACAGUAAAGCAUUGCAAGAUGGCCGUCGCUUCGAUCCAGGACCGAACCGCCGAGUUCAAGUCGGUCCUCGCCCAGGCGCAACGCCGCCAAAAUGCCAACAAGGCGAGCGCGCAGAGGAAAUCACUGCUCAACGACGCGCAAAAGUCAGCCGCGAAUGGAGACGGUCGUGUGAGGAGAUCAGACUUUGCCAGGAAGGCGGCGGAGAUUGGAAGAGGCAUCUCAGCCACUAUGGGCAAGUUGGAAAAGCUGGCGCAGCUCGCAAAGCGCCGCACCCUCUUUGACGACCGGCCUGUGGAAAUCAACGAGCUCACAUUCGUCAUCAAGCAAGAUCUGUCCUCCCUGAACCAGCAGAUUGGUGCCCUGCAGACAAUGUCGAAGCAGCAGCACCCGAAAGCAGACCAAGAAGGCGAACACAACAAGAACGUGGUCUAUCUGCUGCAGGGCAAGUUGACGGAUGUCUCUGUGAAUUUCAAGGACGUGCUGGAGGCUCGAACAAAGAACAUCCAGGCCUCGCGAUCGCGUACCGAGAAUUUCAUAUCUUCAGUGUCUCAGCAUGCGCAGCACUCUCAGCCGUCUCUGCAGCAAUCGGCAUCGCCGCUGUACGGGACGCCGAACCGGGCAUCGCCUGCGCCUGGCAGCGACACUCUAUCGCUAAACCCGGGCCCCAUGGGCGAUCAGCAGCUGAUGAUGAUGGAAGAGGCGAACCCAACCAACUCGUAUAUCCAGCAGCGAGGCGAGGCCAUCGAGGCCAUCGAGAGGACAAUCAACGAGCUGGGCGGCAUCUUCAGCCAGCUGGCCACGAUGGUUUCCGAGCAGAGCGAGAUGAUUGAGAGAAUCGACGCCAACACUGAAGAUAUCGUGGACAAUGUGGAGGGAGCGCAGCGCGAGCUGAUGAAGUACUGGUCGCGAGUGUCGAGCAACCGAUGGCUGAUUGCCAAGAUGUUUGGAGUUUUGAUGAUUUUCUUCUUGCUAUGGGUUCUAGUUUCGGGCUAAGAAGAAUAGCAAACAUGAUUGAUUUUAUAGACGCGGCUGUACGGAUAUCAUUCAGGACGGUCCUCCUGUCAUAUUUUUUUGUUCUUCCAAUUGAACUGGGUGUUGUAAAAUUAGAGGCAGCAGAGGCAUUAAUCAAGGGAGAUGCGGCAACGAAUAAAGGAUGGCGUUGUUGGCACUGGGAAAUGUUUAUCUUUAUCUUUAUCUUUAUCUUUAUCUUUGACGUUGUUUCUUUGAUU